Brachypodium distachyon (stiff brome) is the source of this 1883-nucleotide messenger RNA. RefSeq names its product cytosolic enolase 3. Gene Ontology annotation, molecular function: phosphopyruvate hydratase activity; magnesium ion binding. Gene Ontology annotation, cellular component: phosphopyruvate hydratase complex. Gene Ontology annotation, biological process: glycolytic process. Bases 175 to 1608 code for a protein of 477 amino acids. The transcript is spliced from 11 exons. The record is from RefSeq and is a predicted model, not a curated record. Lineage: Eukaryota; Viridiplantae; Streptophyta; Magnoliopsida; Poales; Poaceae.
UAGUCUGUAUCGCUCUUUCUUCCACUGACAGCAUUCCUGGUCUUCCCAUCCUCUGCCAGGUUGCGAAGGCCAGUGUCUCCGCCGCAGGCAAAACUCGUCACGCGAACAAGCCGAGAAGAAUCGCGGGCCAAGAGGAGGCGGAGAAGAGCGUGGUCUCCGCCGCAGGCCGCAGCCAUGUCGGUCCAGGAGUACCUAGAGAAGCACCUACUCCCGCGCAAGAUCGAGGAGGCCGUUAACGCGGCGGUUCGCGCCAAGGCCGACGACCCGGUGCUCUUCAUCUCCACCCACAUGCGGCGGGCAGCGCCGACCGUGAUCACGCGGGUGUGCGCGAGGCAGAUCCUGGACAGCCGCGGCGCCCCUGCGGUCGAGGUCGACCUGCACACCAACAAGGCCGUACACCGCGCCUCCGCAGCUGGGCCGGGCGCUCCCGAGGGCGGGGCGGUCGAUGCCGUCAGGGACGCCGAGAAGCGGAGGCUCCUAGCCAGGGCGGUCGCCGACGCGGUUCUGCUGAUCAACGGCAAGGUGUCGGAGGCGCUCGUGGGGAUGGAUCCGCAGCAGCAGGCCCAGAUCGACCAGGCCAUCAUGGACCUGGACAAGGCACACCACAAGACUGAGAUUGGAGCGAACGCUAUGCUGGCCGUAUCAAUUGCAGCUUGUAAAGCUGGCUCUGCUGAAAAAGAGGUUCCAUUGUACAAGCAUAUAGCAGAUCUUGUUGGUAAAAGUGCUACAACGCUACCUGUCCCUGCAAUCACAGUCAUUAAUGGUGGAACGCAUGCUGGAAAUAGUCUUCCCAUUCAAGAAAUCAUGAUCCUUCCUGUUGGUGCAAAAAACUUUGAGGAAGCAAUGCAGAUGGGUUCAGAGACCUACAAUCAUCUGAAGGAUAUUAUAUGGGAGAAGUAUGGUUCAGACAGUUGCAACAUUGGAGAUGAUGGUGGAUUUGCUCCAAAUAUUUCCAGUAUAACUGAAGGCCUGGAUCUUGUGAUUGCGGCAAUAGAUAGAGCUGGCUUUAAUGGAAGGAUCAAAUUAGCAAUUGAUGUUGCUGCUACAGAUUUUUGUGUAGGAAAGAAAUAUGAUCUUGAGUUCAAGUCUGCAAAGAAAUCGGGGCAGAAUUUCAAAACUGCAGACGAUAUGAUUGAAAUGUAUAGUCAUCUCUGUUCAGAGUACCCACUUGUCUCCAUUGAACAGCCCUUUGACAAAGAUGACUGGGAGCACUCAAAAAAAUUUACCACUCUAGAGCUAUGUCAGGUUGUAGGAGAUGAUUUAUUGAUGUCAGAUCCCGAGCGCAUUAAGCGAGCAGUAAAUGAGUAUACUUGUGAUGCUCUUGCUCUCAAGGCAAAUCAAGUGGGCACUGUCACUGAGGCCAUAGAGGUUGUGAAACAGGCAAAGGAUGCUCACUGGGGUGUGGUAGUGUCUUAUAGAUCUGGGGACACCGAAGAUUCUUUCAUCUCUGACCUGGCUGUUGGUGCUGCGGCUGGACAGAUCAAAGCAGGUGCCCCCUGCCGUGGAGAGUGCAUCACUAAGUACAAUCAGCUGCUUAGAAUAGAGGAAGAACUUGGAAGUGAAGGUGUUUAUGCAGGGGAAAACUGGAGAACUACUACUGCGAGCUGACGUGCGGCUUACCUGGAGUUCAUGUGGUGCCGGGUGUGUUUGUUCUGUGUUGGCAAAGGCACGGAAACAGGUUAGCUUAGCAAACCGUGGAGACACCGUCAUGUAUCUUUCAGGGCCACAUUGGUGUCUUAGAUGUAGUUGUUGAACGCCUGGGGCCUUACUUGUGAUGUUCAACUUGGUUUUUCCUUUUCCAUAUGGUACGGAAGGAUCGUGGUGAACUUGAGGAAGUGUUUAAAGCAAUAGAGUUUUUCGUUUCUACUGUACGAUACACCUAA